Molecule: messenger RNA, 8360 nt
Organism: Bicyclus anynana (squinting bush brown)
Lineage: Eukaryota; Metazoa; Arthropoda; Insecta; Lepidoptera; Nymphalidae
Product: nuclear pore complex protein Nup153
Exons: 7
Coding region: 331-4443 (1370 amino acids)
Source: RefSeq, a predicted model, not a curated record
GGUCUUUCCUUUCUUCGCUGUACUUUCGGGAGCUUUGGUCAAAUUUCUUGUGAUGCCUUGUCGAAUUAUUAAUAAUUAUUGUUCUAUUUAAUGCGUAUUACUUGUUUUUUUUUCGUGAUUAGUGAUCUAAUUUUGUGAUACCGUUAAAAAGUUAAACUUGAUGCGCUGUUUGUUCUGUUCGGCUAUGCUCAAUUCAAUUGCCUCUGACAAUUAUUACAGUCGCCAUUUUUGUCACGUUUUUGCAAUUUUGAUACAGCUUUAUCCAAAUUAAAUCGAAUAUACACGUAAAAAGUUAUAAUUGUAGCAUUUGUAAUCCAGUGAAAUAUCAAAAUGAGUGCGGAUCCCCCACCAAGAAAGGGCCGGAAGCAUCCUAGACCUGAAAAUGACGCCAAUAACUCAUUUGUCAGCAAUGUGAAAUCAAAAAUAUCAAGAUUACUACCAUCUACUAUUACAAAAUGGUUCUCUAGUCCAUGUUCCUCUGAUACAUAUGGGUCUGAUUCAGAAGAUGAAGGUCAAUACAUGCCAGAGGAACCGCCUGCUAAAAGAAUGCGCUAUAGCACACCAUCAUCACCAAACAAACCAGAAACUAAAACUACUGGCACUAAUACAGAACCUAUUGCAACAAUUAGUGAAUUAAACACUACUAGCACCAUAAAUUCAUUUAGACCAUCAAAAGUGUCAACACCUGUUUCAUCCCUUGUUAAAGAAGCAAUUGUCGAACAAGUUAUUGACCCAGCAGUACAUAAUUUGCAAAAUUCUUCUUCAAGCAAAAGUCAGAACCAAAACAUACAAAAACGAAAGUCACUGUUUGGAACACCAGUUACUGAUAAACCAUAUUAUUGGGAUAAACAGCAGUGUAGUCCACAACUUAAGAAACCAGCUUUAUUUAGUUCACCAUUUUAUUCUGGCUACACAAGGUAUGGUGGUGCAUCAAGUACUUACAUAAAUCAACCAAAUAUUACACACAAGAAAGAUGCAUUAAUUGGUAAAAAUUCAGGAAAUGAGACUGUUGAUGUUAGUUAUGCUACUAGACGUGUAAUGGAGUUACUGGAAAAUUAUUCUUCUCCAAUAAUAGAAGCUAAAAGGAUAUCACAAUUUGCAAAUACUAAUGACUCCUUGGAUAAAUCUCUGACAAAUAAUGCAUACAAAACACAAGAACUAUAUUUGCCGAAAUAUGCAGAAAUAUUACAACUUAAAAGAAGAUCUAAAUUAACAGCAACCACCAGUGCUGCCCGCCAACUAAUUGCUUCCCAUAGUAGCUCACAAGCCAUAGCACCAUAUCCAAUUCGAAAGAAGCAAAGUGACAAUCCACCAAACUUACCUACAACCAUUAAACCCAAGAUCAAAACUGUCGACCGUGAAGUUUCUACAGUUGCCAAAAAUGACAAUCCAGCUGUAGUUCAUCUUCCAACCGCUGUUCUACAAAUUGAUCAAAAUAAUUUACCUAAGUUUACAUUUGGCACCUCAGUGUCCCGUGAAAACAAUACAAAUGGAACUACUGCUCUCAAGACUGCUAGUCCUGCUAUUAGUACUACCACAGGUAAUACAGUGCCCACCAUUUCCACAAUAGAUGAGGAAUCCGGCCAUUGUAACAAAACUGAAGUUGUUAGAGAGCCGGAAAGUAUUAUAAACAAUAAUUCUUUUAAAUUUUCUAGUCCUGUUAUGAUAAAUGUUCAAACAGAAGAAAAUUCUUCUUUGCUUCCUAACUUUACAUUUGCUAGCCCAGAUGGGCAGAUAAUAGGGCAGGAAGAGAACACAUCUCUUUCUAUUACAAAUAAUAAAUUAAAACCAGGAGAACAAGCUCAAACUUGGAAAUGUAAUGAUUGUUGGGUUUCUAAUAAAGCAGCCUCUGACAAAUGUGUUUGUUGUAAUGGUGCUAGACCAUUAAGGGCUGAUAGCAUAAUAAAGCACCAAUCUACGAGUGAAAUUGCUUUAAUCGGGGGACAUUUAGAAACAUGUACAGAUUGUGAAAAAAAUAGUAUACAUGAAUCUAGAUCGAAAAGUCAGGAUUGUUGGAUUAAGUGGGUGGUCAAUGACAAAGGGAAAGACAAUAGCAUUUUUUCUGUUACUACCAAAUCUCAAGAAAUUACACCAUGUGUUACAUCGAAAGCUGAGAACGUUGUUAGUGAAUGGAAAUGUGAAGUUUGCUGGGUAAAGAAUAAAAUUACCGCUGAUAAAUGCGUAGCGUGUGGUGGAUCAAAGCAAACUCCAGCAGAACUUAUGGAUGAAGACAAUGAAAAGCCAAAUGUUCCAAACAUUCAGGCAAGUGAUACUUCUACUAUAACAAAUAUCAUGAACUUACAAAAUGAUCAAUGGGAAUGUACGGUCUGCUUGGUUCGCAAUGAUAAAAAUAAAGAUAUAUGCGUCUGCUGUGAUUCACAAAGACCUGGCAAAAUAAAAGAAAAUGAUGGGAAACAAUUCAAAUUUAGCAGUGCUCAAAAUACAACUUUUAAAUUUGGAAUUGAACCUACUCAAAAUGUUCUAAAACCAAAAGAAAUAAUUGACACCAUGUCUAGUCCACAAUUAAUUACACCUGUUAAAGAUGCUGAAAAGAAUAAUAAUCUAUUACCUAGUUUUUCUUCCACAUUUACCUUUCGUGCACCAAAACUGAUGGGUGCUUCUGAGGAGGGAACAAUUGUAGAAGAUUCUCCAAAACAAACAUUCACAUUUGGAGUUACAAAAUCAAUUGCACCAUCAACACCUAUUAUCACUAAUCUUUUAACCAUCUCGACUGAAGCAAAUACAUAUUCUCCUAAUUUAAUAGAGAUUGAUGAAAAAGAUGAAAAAGGCCCAGAAGGUCUGAAUAUAGAAGAACCCAAUGUAACUCAGCCUCAAAAUACAGAAAAGACAGGCGGUUUAUUUGGCAUUCCAUCAAAUGCUCAUACAGUGACUACAACUGCAUCAGAGGUAGGAAUCUUUGGACAAGAAGCACUAAAUGUUAACAAUAGACAGGCUGUUCCAUCCACAACCACAACUGCAGUAGAUGUCAAAGUUUGUGAAAGUACUUUCAGCUUUUCAGCUUCUACCGUCAAAACAGGAUUACAAUUAUUUUCUGCUCCAACUACGACAGUUUCUGCAAUUCUGUCCACACAAACAUCUUCCCCUAUUUCUUUCUUCCAAAAAAGUGAACCUGUCAGUAUGUCAUCAAUAAAUUUUUUUUCUAAAACAGAACCAAUACCUUCAUCAUUACAAUUAUUUAAUAAAAGUGAAAUAACAACCACAGUUACGGCGUCACCGCUGUCUAGUGUGCCAGUAUUUAGUUUUGGUGCCAGUAAUCAAGUUACACAAGCAGAGAAGCCAAAGUUUAAUUUUACCUUUGGAAAUAAACUGGAACAACCCUUAUUUAGUUUACAGACAUCAAAUACUGGCAAUCAUUUACCAAGCAACGGAUUGCCUAGUGCAACAACCAAUACUGUCACAUCUGGAUUAUCUAAUACUGUUACAUUUGGAUUAUCUAAUACUAUUACAUCUGGAUUGCCAGCAGAAAAGACUGUAGGAGGGAUCUCCCUGCCUUCAAAUUCAUUAUCAUCAGGAGCUUUGGUUGGAACAGCAAAGAAUGGAAACCCAAUGUGGCCAACAAGUUAUCAACUGGAUGCAAUUAAAAUGACUUCAGAAAACAACUUAGACCAAACUGUUAACAACUUACCAGCAAUUCAAUCUGGUAAUCCAUUUGCAUUGCAAACAAAAAAAGAUAAUAAUAGAUGGUCUUUGAACCAAAAUAGUUCUAAUAACAAUAUAGGGUCGCUUCAACUGCCCAUGGGAAACAAUUUGGAUGCACCUAAUAAUUCGGUUGGGGCAUCGUCGGGAGGAAUUUUCGGAGCGCUAGAAAAGAAAGAAAAUGUGUGGUCAUUAAGUAAUAACAAUUCUAAUAUAUUUUCACCGAAUACUGGUUCGAAUAAUGUGCAAAAGUCUAUAAACUUUUCUUUUGGCCCAUCUAUGCAAAUGAGUUCUUACAAUACACCUACGCCAACUUUCGGUACUUUCGCACAACCAACACAAAACAUCUUUGACAUGUCAAGCCAAGGAAACAAUAAUAAUAAUCAGCCUGAUAUGUUUUCACCUGGAGUACAAAGCCAAAGUACUCCGAAUUUAUUUGGAAACCAGGCGGUUAACAAUAACGGAAAUUCAGUGGGAAUGUUUGGAACAUUGAACACAAGUGGCUCAAUGUUUGGAUCAGUCAACCCUUCAAUAUCGACUUUUGAAGCUCCGCCAUCGAACCCUGUUCCUACACCAACAUUCAAUUUUGGGACACAACAAGUUCCCGGAGUAUUUGGAUUUGGACAGCAACAACCGCAGACACAAGGAGGAGUAUACAACUUUGGAGCCCAGACAACGUCCCCAGCAGCACCCAGACGAUUCAAUAUUGGCACUGCGGGUACAACCUUAAAUACUACUGGCAGACGACCAAUGAGAAGAGCAGUUCGACGAAAUUUCCAACAGUAAAAAUCUACUAUAAACUUAUGAUAUAGCCUAAAAUAUAAAACUAAAAAUAAAAGUACAUGUAAAAUCACACCUCUUAAGUGUUUAUGCAGUAUUUCUCUAAGUUAUAACAACAGUAAACUGAUAUAUAAGAAGCAGGAAAUAUUAUGAUUUAGUCGGAAAAGUAGGACAUUAUUUUUUUAUAAUAUAAAUAAACUUAUUAAGAAUCAUGUUAAGAGAGUAUGAUAUAUUUAGCUUAAGCUUUAAAUGAUGUGGUUUUUGUAUACAAUACCAAAAACUAUACACAAUGUUUAUAUUUUAUAUAUAUUAGUGUUGCUUGAAAAAUAGUACUGACUUGCCAACAGAAAUGUUUUAAGUUGUUUGACAUGCCUAAAUCAGAAAUAUUGUAGGCUUUUUUUUAUUUAUGUUGACGUGAAAAGUUUUUUUUUUAUAUUGUAGCUCUUUUGUAUUUUCAAGCAAUACUAACAUAUAACUAAAAUAACAAGGAUUAAUAUUAAAUGUGUUGAAUACGCCUGAACUGAAAAUGUAGGCUUUUUUUGUUUAUAUUACACAUAUUAUUAUCACAUACUAGUAUAGUCUUGACUUUAUUACUAAAGGUACGAAAGGAAAAGUAUUGUGUUAGCAUUGUUAUCAAUGUCUUAUGCGAUUUUGUCUCAGUUCUUAGUCUUUGUAUUUUUUUAUAAUUAACGAUAAGAAAUUGUUUAUUUUGUUACCCAGCUUUAUUUUUUCUUUCAUUUAUAGGUACUCUUAUUCUUUAUUUGUGUUUACUAUAUAUAAUGUUUUGUUUAUAUAAAUUUGAACAGCUACGUUAAAAUCGAAGCUGGUCUUCACAGUGAUUGAAUACUUUAAGUGAUGUAUGUAUGUGUAAAAAUUGAAAAAAAAAAUUAUAAUAAUCUAGUGAAACUGACCAGUCAAGUGAUUUUCUUAGGUAUACGGCGCUUGUAUAACUGGUACUGUGUGAAGAAAUGAACAUGAAAUGUUCCAACAUAAUAAUAAUAUGUAAGUAAAAACAUGCCAUUUCUUUCUUUAUUUAUUCUAAUCGAGGACGGCCUUAUAAUUAAAAUUAUAACAUCUUUCAGAUUGCAUUUGAAAGAUUUUUGUAUGCCCAUGUAUUGCCACCAUUCUAAUUCUAUUUCACUAAUGGUGUCACAUGUCGAAACAUUUUAUAUAUAUGGUUUCCCUUAAUUAAUGGAUAAAACGCAAACGGUAGAUACACCACUGGUCCAUUGAAAUGUUACAUUUUUAGGCCUUACCUUGCGUUUUUUAGAGGACGCAAUUUUUUUUUUUGCUGUGUAGGGGAGGGUCAGUAUAAAGCUAAAACCAAGUUUAUGGGGUCGCCACCAUUGUCCCGCGGCCGCCAUCUUGAAAAUACGGGUUGAAAUGGUUUUUACGAUAUAUUUUGUAAACUAUUUAUCUGAUAAAAACAAAAUGUUAAUAUUUUUUUAGCAAAUUAAAUUCUCUACAACUUUGGUUCAGUAAUUUUUUGUCGUAGAACAAUAAAUAAAUAAGUUAUAAGCAAAAAUGUUCAGAAAUUUCAGAAAAAAAAUAUGUUUUUCGUAAAAUGAUAGAAAAAGUUAUAUCGAAAAAAAUAUUUUUUUUCUGGAAUUUAUGAACAUUUUUGCUUAUAACUUUUUUAUUUAUUUUUCUACGACAAAAAGUUACUGAACCAAAGUAGAAAAUUUAAUUAGCUAAAAAAAUAUUAACAAAUUUUUUUUAAAGAUAAAUAGUUUACGAGAUAUAUCGUAAAAACCAUUUCAACCCUUAUUUUCAAGAUGGCGGCGGCGGGACAAGGGUGACGACCCCACAAACUUGGUUUUAGCUUUACACUGACUCCCCUACACAGCAAAAAAAUAAUUUUGCGUCCUCUAAAAAACGCAACCCCAAAUGUAACUUUUCAAUGGACUACACCUAAUUAUUUAAAAGAUAUUAGUCAACUACCCUAUUCAUCUAGGCAUAUUCUAUGGGUACAAAUGUCUCGGCUGGUCGUAUCACUAUUUGUCGAACCUUUCUUUAUUUUUAUAAAAUCUUCAGAAUUGUAAAAGGCUUGUGAAGUAGGUUUACACAUAUUAUGAAAAGUAAAAAAUAUAUGAUUUAUGUGUAUAAAAAAAAUAUGACUCCUAAUUACAACUUGUUUGUGCACAACAAUAUUAUUACGAUUCGAUAAUAUAAUAUAGUAAUGAAUAAUUAAUUAAUUAUAGAAUUUGUAUUAUGUAAUAAUAUGAGUUAAUUUAAUAAUAAUAAUAUGGAUUAAUUCAAAUAGAUAUAUUAUUAAUAUCAAUUAAUCAAACUGAUGUCAAGUCAAAUAUUGAGAAAACUUAAUCUAAAUAUAUAUUCCUACUUUGUUUUUCGUGUAAAUAUACUUUAAUAUUAGGAAUAAUGUUAGGAGAUAGUAUAUUCAUUAGAUUUAGCUUUAAAUUGUGUGGUUUUUGUAUACAAUACCAAAAACUAGAAAAAAAUAGUUUAAAAUUUUCAUCAUUGUUGACCUUUAUUAUUGUGAAAUUAACUGUACUUGUACUGUAUAUACAUUAUAUUAUAGACUUUUGGGUCUAGAAUGAUGAUUGUCUAAAUGACCCAUAAUAGACUAUUAAAAUUAAUUAAUAUUAAUAACAUUAAGCAUAACUAAUUUAAUUUAAUUAAUUAUUAUUAGUAUGUAAAAAUUUAGAAAUCCAAUUUGGUAGUUCCAAACACAGUCUUGAGCUUUAUUUAAUUAGUAUAGAUUGUUUACAUUGCUAAUACAUAUUAUGUUAAUUGUGAAUUCCUCCUACUUUGAUAAUUAUUUAGAUAUUCUUUUUUAUGACAGCUUUGGCUUUGGUUGUAAUAGUAAAUUGACAAGGUAGAGGAAAGCGUGUUAUUAUAAUGAUAUACUAACAAAUAUUUAUCUGGUAAAAAUUAAUACAAAAGAAUGCUAGUAUGUAUUCUUAACUUUUCUAUAUAUGAUUUCCGGAUAUUAUUUUUAAUGGCAUCGAAAUAGGUUUACUGUUUAUUGACUAAUUUGUACAAGUACAGGGGAGUAUGACAUAAGAACCUGUAGACCAAUAAACCUUUGCUUAAGCUGAUAUCAGGCGAUGCACUCGAGUGAACAUUCACACAAAUGAAUGCUUCAUUUUUCUUUCAUUCCAUGUUUACACAACUUGAUGCGAAUGACAACGAAAAGAACAUUCAUCUGUUAUUUACUUUAAAAAUGUCAUCGGCUGAAGUUGUGCGUCUCGGAAUCCAUUUAAUUUGUGAUCAUUUAAUUCAGAACUAUCUGUUCGUAUAGUUUUUAUUUUAUGUUUGAUGUUUUCUUCAGCAGCGUACUUUGCUUAUUCCACUUGAACACAAUUUUGCUACUAUUUUUCCGACGUGCGUCUGCUACCGAGCUUGAGGCAAAAUGGCCGAAUCCAAGUGAACGUUCUCUCUGUGUGCAGACCGUUCAAUUUUUGUUUAUUCGGAGUUGGAGUGAAAGAUGCCGAAUGAUAAAAUCUAACAUCAUUGGAUCGGUUCAUUAAUAAAUUCAUUCGGCACUCGUGUUUCAUUUUGUGUUCAGACAUUUCAUUUCGAGUAAAGGGUACCGAAUGAAAGGCGAAAAUGAACCGUCUGAUAUCACCUUUAGUAACAACUUACUUGAUACUUAAAACAUUUAUUAUUUCCUCCUUCAGUGUGUUUGUUUGUAUAUAGAGAAGCAUGUUCUGUUACAAUUAACGCCAAACAUUCACAAAAGGGAAUAUGUACACGUUAAAAUUAAGAUUCAAGACGUACGUAGGCGCAUUUAGUUUUUGAUAAGGAUAUUUUUCUAGUGGUUAUAAGUAAAAAGAAAUGAUUCAAGAGUGCCUCAACGUAAUAGACACUGUCGAAAUAUAUAUAAAGAAAAAUUUAAUCUAUUCAUUUGUAAUGUCCGCCAACAUUUGAAUAAUUUAAUUGAAAUAAAUAAAUCAGAAAGU